AUGCGUGCCGGGCCACCCGGGCCGGCGGCGGCGAACGCGCCCCUGCACUCACAUGGACACAAAUGCGUGACUAGGUCGAGGUUGCGCGUGACAAACACCAAGAGGUACAGCUCCAGGGCUUUGAGGGAGAUGCCUGGGCAGGCCGCGGCGGCGGCGGUCGCGGCGGUGGUGUGGUGGGCUGCACAGUGCUGGGGCCCCGCUGGACCUGGCGUGGUGCCAAAAAGCGGGCGCGCUGCGGGACGCAAGGGCCGAGGCGCCGAUGUGGAUGGGAGGGCCGAUGAGGAGGCUGAGGGGAAGAAGGGCGGGGGCGACAGCGGGGAGGACAUUAAGGAGGAGGAGAGGAGGUUGCGCCGGGCGGCUAGCGGCGGCUGGGCGGCCACCUGA
Molecule: messenger RNA, 384 nt
Organism: Monoraphidium neglectum
Lineage: Eukaryota; Viridiplantae; Chlorophyta; Chlorophyceae; Sphaeropleales; Selenastraceae
Exons: 1
Coding region: 1-384 (127 amino acids)
Source: RefSeq, a predicted model, not a curated record